Molecule: messenger RNA, 426 nt
Organism: Heterostelium album PN500
Lineage: Eukaryota; Evosea; Eumycetozoa; Acytosteliales; Acytosteliaceae
Exons: 3
Coding region: 1-426 (141 amino acids)
Source: RefSeq, a predicted model, not a curated record
AUGUGUCAAUACAUGGUGGUUGUCCGUUAUGGUAAAAGAGAAACAACUAAAUUGUUGAACCACAUGAUGAACAAACAUGGGUCCUUUAGAGGCUGUACACAACCAGAACAAGAGGAGGAGGAAGAAGAAGAAGUACAAUAUUUUUCACCGAAUAUCAAGAAGAUUAAACCAGCCAUGCAUGGAUCAGGUAAUUAUAAUCUCAAGAUUGACGGUGUUGAUAUCAAGCAAAUUGUUAAAGAAAACAAGCUGCACUCAACCAAAGAAAGAGCAAGAGGAGGAGGAGAAGGAGGUGAAACAGGAGACGGAAAAAAAACUUGUUAUCAAAGACCAAAAAGACCAAGGUUACACAGUCAAAUCGAAAGUCAAAGUCAAAGAUUUCAAAGUCCACUUCCUACAAAUUUUAUAACUACAUCAUACUCUCCAUAA